UAUCAUGUUGUGUUUUGUGCUCGCAAGAAAAGCAUGUUUUAUCGACAAUUAUUAAUCAUUUGAAUUUUAAUCCUAUAUUUAUGUAUGUACAUACAUAUGUAGCGCUUUAGAAUUCCAGCCAAAUUUUUAUUUUAUGGUGUCAUGCGCAAUUUCGCUUAUUUCUCCACAUUCAUACGAAUAUUGAGGGGAUUCACAAUCGGUCAGUUUAUACACAUUCACAAUAGUCCCCAUUUCCAAAUUUCUUCAAUAGAAAAAGAUCAAAGUGGCAACACACAUACAUAUAUUUAUAUAUAAUAUGGUGGAUAUAUUAUCACCAGUAUUACGACGGUAUAAAAAUAUUUAUCACAUGGAUUAAUUUAGCCCACGAAUAAGAUUCCAAACAGUAAGGCAACGGUAUAAAAUAUCAAAGUUACCUCUAUCGUUGCCAAUCAGAUAUUAUACGCUGUUGUUUAAAUGUCUAUGUCGUCACAAUCUUAUAAGGAGUCUAAUUAAAAAAAUAAAAAUAUAAUGAAAGGCAAUGAACCCAAUGACGCAAAAAAAACAUUGCUGGAGGGCCUGAACGAGCUUUAUAAGUUAUUUGAAAAUAAAGUACUGUCUCAGGCGCAUUAUUUAUUUCUGGCCGUCUACGUUAUUGCACUGCAAACCGGAUUUAUACCGCAAAGUUUCUUUGUUAACCGCCUAAGGGGCUUGCUUCCACUUGACUCUUGGUCCACAUCUCAGACAAGCAAUGUGAAAAUAUGUUGUAGCCAACCGCCAACAUAUCAUCACGAUUCCCCGCAUGAAAGUUAUUUUACUGAAAAUUUCAUUUCAGCUUUUAAUUCCAAAGAGGAGGAUAAAUUGAAAUCUCAACUAAUCGCAAUAGUCACCGGUGACUUUAUGAUCGUCACCUUAUCGCCACAUUCGUCGGCGCGGAUACUGGGGCACAGUAGUUGCCUGUCCAUUGGACGUUACGUAAUCGAUCAGUCGCAAUGUAAGAAAACACUAGACAACUGUUAUCAGAAGUUGGAUCAAUUGCAAUUUCAAUUACGAAAUGAAUUAUUUGUGCCGAUCCGUAUGGCUCAGCUAUCCAUAUUGGGCGCCUUUCCGUUGCCAACUUUUAUGGGAAUUCCCAGGGAGCUUCGAUUUGAGAUCUACAAGUAUUUAAACUCAAAGGAACUGCUCAGGCUUCGGCGGGUUAGUAAAGACAUUCUCUUAGAAACAAAAACAUUUGCAAUGGUUAAGUAAUAGAAGGUAACUAUAGUAAUAUUGAAAUAUGGUAUGGUAAUAACAAUAAAAACCUAUUAAAAACAAAUGACAAAUUA
Messenger RNA from Zeugodacus cucurbitae (melon fly), 1301 nucleotides. Its product is annotated as protein nutcracker. Bases 508 to 1224 code for a protein of 238 amino acids. The transcript is spliced from 2 exons. Gene Ontology annotation, molecular function: protein binding. Lineage: Eukaryota; Metazoa; Arthropoda; Insecta; Diptera; Tephritidae. The record is from RefSeq and is a predicted model, not a curated record.